GUGUGGUCCAGGCGGGCCCUGAGUUGGUGCGCUCCCUACAGUUUGUCCUCCACCUGUCCGUUAGCCUAAAUACUAACAAGGCACUAUCGUAAGCAGGCGUUCUUAGUCUGUCUAACUAGCCAGCUUUUGGUCGCAGCGUCUGCCUGUCUGUCUUUCACAGUGUUCCACGGGGUGGCGACAGGUGUUGGGAGCAGGUGGCGACAGGUGUUGGGAGCAGGUGGCGACAGGUGUUGGGAGCAGGUGGCGACAGGUGUUGGGAGCAGGUGGCGACAGGUGUUGGGAGCAGGUGGCUACAGGUAUUGGGAGCAGACGUUGCCUCCAUUAUGGGACUCAUCCGGCCAGGUGCCUCCCUUCCAGCAGCGGUGGUGAUGAUGCUCCUGGCGGGUGCGUCUCCACCGGCCUGGUCUUCACAACUUGAAAGCCCCACCGCGUUCCCGUGGCCAUUUGCCAGCAACGAGGUUGAUGGGCCCCUCAAGACAACUGAGGCCCCCAGGACAGCCAGCCCCUCCACUUAUGUUCCCGUGGGCGCCUGCGACCAGGAGCUCCAUGCCUCUCACAACAGUCUGCUCCGCAGGAAACGACAAGAUCUGCUGACGGCACCGAGCAGCCUGAGGGUAGUGUCAGCUGGACGUGAUUACGUUGACCUAGAAUGGCAGCAUGACGGUCCUGGGGGCGCUAUGGAGUUCCUAGUGAAGGUUUACUAUACUGGAGGAGCGUUUGCUAAGGACCAGGUGUCUCGGGGAACGUCCGUGAGAGUGGGCGGCCUGGCCCCAGGCACGGACUACACCUUCUCUGUGAUGGCCUUCUUGCCCCUCCCGAACGGGCGCCGGGCUCAAAGUCCUGAAAGCUCACUCGCCUCCGCCAAGACUCAAGACAUCGUGCUGCCCGCCCCUACCAACCUCAGGGUUACAGAAACCACUCUACAAUACAUCGACUUGGAGUGGCAAUACGAUAGCGACGUAACAGACGUUGAGUUCCUGGUGAAGGUAUACUACCGUGGAGGAGAUUUCGUGAAAGACCAGGUGACCCGGGGUACAUCUGUGAGGGUGGGCGACCUGGCCCCCAUCACAGACUACAACUUGUCAGUGACAGCCAUCAAGUCACUUCCGCGAGGACUCCGGGCUGAGAGCGCCGCCAGCGAGCAGGUAUCUGCCAGGACGGGAGUGAUGCCAACACAACGAACAACCACCCGACCAACUGCACCAAGCACCUCACCACAACCUGCUACCACACCGACAUCUACCACUUCUUUGCCAUUCCGCCCAGCCACCGAUCCUGUAGUUGCUAGUUGUGGAGAGGACGGCAUGUGCUCCUGUCCUCCUCCUAAUGAGCACUUCUGUGUAUCCUGCAGCAGAAUUAACUCUUGUGAAAAACUUAACGAUGAGGACGUGUGCAGCCGGGCACCAGAGAGUGAAGAGAUCAACAUGACUAUCAGUAUCCUCUCUUGCGGCGCCAAGACCAUUGUGAAUGUGGAAGGAAUAGUACGGAGCAAUGGGGAUUUUGUGUGUGGGUCUGCCCGAGGAGUGCCAGUAGACACCGUGGUGAUGGCUGAGUGUUGGGGCACCACCACGCUCUUAGCUCAGUGCCACGCUGAUGGCAAGUGGCAUCCUUAUGGCAGCCACCAGGAGCAGGCUCCUGCCUCACGACACCUUUGUCAGGCUCCAGCCAUCAACUCUCCUGAGUGUGGUAUUCGGUCAAGGCACACGCGCCCUCCAGGCCAGGGCAGCAUUCAGUUGGUGGCCCUAUCACAGUGGAACUGGCUGGUGGGCAUCUUCAUCAGGGAGAAGUUUCGUUGCACCGCCACCCUCAUCACCCCUGAAUAUCUUCUUACUGCUGCUCACUGCAUCACCAGGACACAGGAGACAUCGACGGAGACGGUGGAUGUCAGGAACAUCAAAGUUCAGCACAUGAACACUACUGGACGGCCUACCUUUCAGUUUGUAAGGUCGGUGCACGCGUUCCCAGGCUUCAUGGCAGGCAAGAACCCGUUUCAAGACUUGGGGCUGAUUCGCCUGGAGCACCCCGUGACCUUCUCCUACCAUGUGCAGCCCGCCUGCCUCAUCGCCCAGAGGCUUCCUACCAAUAAGAUCGCUGCUACGUUCAUGAGGAUGCAGAAUCAUUUCCAAUGGAAGUUGGUGCUGCAGAGCUACGACAGCCGCUGUGACGGUCCGCGUGGCGCCUGUCUAAGUGUCAUCAAGAACUACACUACCCAGUUCUGCGCAUCAGAUUUCGAACCAUCACCACAAUCAGGGGAUCUCUCAUCUGGAGGACCUUAUCUUGUGAAUGUUGGGACAGCUGUCCGGGAGAAGUGGGUGGUGGCCGGCGUGGUGUCCUACAGAACCGACCUUUGCCAGAGCUCACUCACGAUCUUCACUUCUGUCGUUGACUUCUGGCCCUGGAUUUCCAGAUGUGUCCAUGAGGGGAAGUGUUCUUAAUUAGAUAUGGAGAUGGCGCUGUUGUGUGUUUUAAUUUUUUGUCAUAAUUUUGUUGCUAAUUACCACUUGUGGUGGCCCUUAAUAAUACUUCCUUGGUGAAUACUCCCUGAACCUAAUACCAAACCUGCCUUAUGUGAUUAAAUGAAAUUAAUCUCAGAAUUAUAUGUAUUGGAUGGAAAAUGUUUUUUCUCGUGAGUCUUAAUAUUCCAAAAUCAUUUCCAGCUAGUUUACAAAACAAGUGAUGACUAAAAUAUCAUGAAAUAGCUUUUCGAAUUUAUAUAAUAAUUGUAUUUGUGAAGGGGAAAAUUUUUGUAUCUUGGAUGUAAGCGCACAAUGUAAGAUAUUUGAUAUCUUGGUGAUUCAUCAUCCAGCAUCAUCUCAAAUAGUUAUCUCUUUGAAAGUAUAAAGUUUUCCGACGGGUAUUUUUGCUUCUUGACCCUUUAUCAUUGUUAAUAAGUUGAUUUUGUUAUUAUUAGCAUAUUAUAAACUUUGAGCAGUAAUUCCUCAAGAUUAUACAUGAAUUUUUCAUCAUAUUUAUGGAACUGUGAUAAGGAUGAGGCGUGUUUAUAUGGAUGAGUGAUCUUAUAGUAGAGUGAAAGCUUCCAGCUGUUAUUUACCGUUCCUAACAUAAUGCCUCGAACCACAGGUCAUGAUGGUGACCAAGAACAAAGAGGCUUUUUCUUCUCUUGGUGUAUCAUGCAGAAUUAGUAUGCUGUAUAUUUUACAAUUCACUUCCAAAUUCUUCUGCUCUGGAAAAAUUAAAUACGAUUUGAUCUAUAUUUUUUAUCAGAUUAUUAAUUAAUAAUAUUUACUUGAUAGUUUUGGUUGCAAGCGAAGGUAGCAAGUUCAACACCUGUUUAAAAAGAAAGCAGUGAACAUUUGAUAUACAUUAAAGUGAAUAUGUAUUACACCAAUUUAACUCAAAUUUAUUUCACUAUCAAAAGUGACACUGAAAGAAACUAUCUUUUGGAUACCAUCAAAACAAAAACUAUUUAAAACAAAUUGUUAAAUAAAUUUGCAUGUGUAUUACCCUCAAAUAAAUUUCAGGUGUCAU
Messenger RNA from Procambarus clarkii (red swamp crayfish), 3489 nucleotides. RefSeq names its product serine protease svh-1. Gene Ontology annotation, molecular function: protein binding; serine-type endopeptidase activity. Gene Ontology annotation, biological process: proteolysis. Lineage: Eukaryota; Metazoa; Arthropoda; Malacostraca; Decapoda; Cambaridae. The record is from RefSeq and is a predicted model, not a curated record.